Pisolithus orientalis is the source of this 1709-nucleotide messenger RNA. RefSeq lists its product as uncharacterized. The transcript has 3 exons. Gene Ontology annotation, molecular function: protein binding. NCBI's taxonomy places the organism in Eukaryota, Fungi, Basidiomycota, Agaricomycetes, Boletales, Pisolithaceae. The record is from RefSeq and is a predicted model, not a curated record. Bases 172 to 1668 code for a protein of 498 amino acids.
CUGGCUCAUACGCUCUGUAGGCCUGAGCGCCCCCGCCGGGCUACACCCUCUUUUUUUGGGCUACGCCGCACACGUGCCAUUUAUGCAUGGUAGACAAGGCUGCGGCCUGUUUUAUAACCCAGCACCCAAGGCUAAUAAUCAGACAGAUACCAUCCCACAUACCUCUCCCCCAUGGCCAUCAUCAUCAAACCCACACCCCCACCACUCCAUCCAAUACUACCAUGCAGAGCAAAGAGGCCACCCUUGCAACUACCUCCGUCACCCCUCGUGUGUGGACAACCGGGGUCCAGUGAUGCCCCCUGUCCAACGGACGUCUUUCCGUAUCUCCCCGCCGAGUUGCAUCUCCGAAUCAUUGAAACCAUCGCUGCGCGCAUUCCGUCCAUCCCAAACAGCGAACAAGGAUACGACCCCCUAGAUCUUGCGACACUCUGCGCAUGCUCACUCGUGUGCAAACUAUGGCUGAACACCGCACGCACAGGAAUAUGGGCAGGUGUAAGACUCAGCGGUCGAUUGAGAAGCAUGGCAUUCAUCGACUUGUUGGAGGCAUACGCCUGCAGUUACGGUUUAGGCCCAACUGCUUGUAACGAUACAGAAGAUGUAUUCCACGAGAAGCGGUGUGGACGGGGCACAUUUUCUAUUCCGAGUUUCGCGUCCCAUAUCGUGUACUUCUCUGUCCGCGAGACUCGCGGAAAUCCAUGGGAUCCCAAGUGGCUCAAUGAUGGAUUGCCGUAUCUCGCAGCCCACCUGAUGCGUGUCCACACGAUCGAAUUGGAGCGAGUGACGUGGGAGUAUCUCUCUUCACGUUCUCGCAAGGCUUGUUUGGAGAGUUUCAGACAUGUCAAAGAACUCACGCUGUGUGGAUGCACGUUCCGCACCGCAGCGGAUAUGUGCGAGUUCCUAGCUGAAUUUGACAAGUUGGAGACGUUGACACUUGAUGGGAUACACUACUCGAGAUUGGAUCCACCGCAGUGGUAUCUUGAUACCUGGGCAGACGGACAGAAGUGCAUCAGAUUGCCCCCCGCUGCGUUGAAGGCGGUUGGCAUGAGAGGAGCACCGAUGGAGACAGUAUUGGAAUGGAUCAUGUCAGGUAUUGAAUAUCGAAAGGAGACUAACGACACAAAAAUUACGAGUGUGAAGCUGGGUGGUGUGGGAAUUGCUGAGGCAGAAGUCGUAGGAAGGUUCCUAAGGGAGGUGGGAGCAAGCUUGCGGGAACUUCGUGUGGGAUUCGAUCAAGACUUCGUAGAGAGAGGAGACGCUUUCAUAGACCACAUAGACCUUGGACAGAAUGUCCGACUAGAAGAGUUGCACAUUUUCGGUCUUGUCGUUCCUUCGCCGCCUCUGCCGGAUCCACUAGAGGAGGAACCUGAAGACCAGUCUGCAUCGCUGACUCAACUGACAUCGCUUUUAUCAUCGAUACGGUCGCCGAUGCGGGUACUUUCAUUAGCGAUGUACCCGGCAGAUAUCCGCGCGAUGUCGACAGUUGAUUUCGAAGGGUUGGCUGGUGUGUUCAAGAAGUCCGAGUGGGCAGCAGUGGAGGAGGUGCGGGUUGUGAUAUCGAACAAGGGCGAGUGUGGGCUGGGCAGAGUCGUCAAACAGCAGCUGAGCGUCCUCGACAACAGAGGCGUCCUCAGGGUCAGCGUCGGGUUCGACGAGCGACAAGUUCUGUAGUACCGUAUUAGUGAUUAUGUAAUUCAAUUAUGGUCUUGAUA